Molecule: messenger RNA, 1083 nt
Organism: Puma concolor (puma)
Lineage: Eukaryota; Metazoa; Chordata; Mammalia; Carnivora; Felidae
Source: RefSeq, a predicted model, not a curated record
AUGAAGUGGAUGGUGGUGGCCUUGGCCAGCCUCCAGCUCUUGGAGGCCGCAGUGGUCAAAGUCCCCCUGAGCAAACGAGAGUCCAUCUGGGAGACCAUGAAGGAGAAGGGCUUACUGGGGGAGUUCCUGAGGACCCCCAAGCACGACCCUGUGCAGAAGUACCACUUUGGCAACCUCAGUGCCAUCUACGAGCCCCUGGCCUUUCUGGAUAGUCUCUACCUUGGUGAGAUCAGCAUUGGGACUCCUCCGCAGAACUUCCUUGUCCUUUUUGAUACUGGUUCCUCCAGCCUGUGGGUGCCCUCUGUCCACUGCCAGAGCCAGGCCUGUGGUAAGUGCUGGGCUUGCAAGGACAGGUGGCCGGUCCAGAGCAUCCAGGUUCCCAGCCAGCAGUUUGGCCUGAGUGAGCUUGAGCCAAGUCCCUAUUUCCUCCAUGCAAAGUUUGAUGGCAUCAUGGGCCUGGCCUUCCCUUCCCUGGCAGAGGGUAGGACCACCACCCCCCUGCAGGGCAUGCUGCGGGCAGGUGUCCUCUCCAGCCCAGUCUUCAGCUUCUACCUGGGCAGACAGAUGAACCCUCAGAAAGGAGCAGUUCUCAUAUUCGGGGGGAUCGACCACAGCCUGCACAGGGGUCCGAUCUACUGGGCCCCCGUCACUCAGGAGCGCUACUGGCAGAUUGGCUUUGAGGAGUUCCUCAUUGGUGGCCAUGCCACCGGCUGGUGCUCCCAGGGCUGCGAGGCCAUCGUGGACACAGGCACAUCUCUGCUCACGGUUCCCCAGCAGUACCUGAGUUACCUUCUGCAGGCUACAGGGGCCCAGGCGGACCAGUAUGGACAGUUUAUGGUGGACUGUAACAACGUCCAGAGCCUGCCCACCUUGACCUUCCUCAUCAAUCGUGUGCAGUUCUCCCUGCCAUAUUCCUCGUACCUCUUCAGAGGAAAUGACAUUUGUGCCAUUAGAGUCCAGGCCACCUACCUGCCCUCUAGCAGUGGCCAGCCCCUGUGGAUCCUCGGGGACGUCUUCCUCAGGUCCUACUAUUCCAUCUUCGACAUUGGCAACAAGAGGGUGGGCUUUGCCGUUGCCGCCUAG